AUGUCGGCGAAGCCCACGAGCAAGACAUUCGGAAAGUCGACCCGAGAGGUUCCUGCCUCUUCGGAGAAGGCUAAGAAGUGGUACCCCGCUGACGACGAUGCCGAGAACAAGAAGGUCCGCAAGGCUGUCCGAUCUUGGGCCCCUCGCAAGUCCCUUCAGCCCGGUACUGUCCUCAUCCUCCUCGCUGGCCGCUUCCGUGGCAAGCGCGUCAUUCUCCUGAAGUCCCUCGACCAGGGUGUCCUCCUCGUCACCGGCCCCUUCAAGAUCAACGGUGUUCCUCUGCGACGAGUUAACUCCCGAUACGUCAUCGCUACCUCCUACAAGGUCGACAUCUCCGGUCUCGACGAGAAGAAGAUUGAGGAGGUCUCCCAGCCCAAGUACUUCACUGCUGAGAAGGCCAAGGAGAAGGCUGGUGAGGAGGCUUUCUUCAAGCAGGGAGAGAAGCCCCAGGUACGAUACAACAAGCCCAGAACAGAACUCGCAAAGUAUCACGUCACUGACAGCUCUUUACAGAAGAAGGAGGUCAACAGCAGCCGUGCCGCCGACCAGAAGGCCAUCGACAAGGCUCUGAUUGCCAACAUCAAGAAGGUUGACAUGCUGGCUUCUUACCUCUCCAGCUCUUUCAGCUUGAGGAAGGGUGACAAGCCCCACGAGAUGGCCUGGUAA
Messenger RNA from Fusarium musae, 666 nucleotides. RefSeq lists its product as uncharacterized. The record is from RefSeq and is a predicted model, not a curated record. Bases 1 to 666 code for a protein of 221 amino acids. Lineage: Eukaryota; Fungi; Ascomycota; Sordariomycetes; Hypocreales; Nectriaceae. Gene Ontology annotation, cellular component: cytosolic large ribosomal subunit; ribosome. Gene Ontology annotation, molecular function: structural constituent of ribosome; RNA binding. Gene Ontology annotation, biological process: ribosomal large subunit assembly; cytoplasmic translation. The transcript is spliced from 2 exons.